UGUUAACCAAUUGAUGUAAUAUAGUGUUUUUGUAAUUCAUGCCACAAACAUGCAAAUUUCACUGCUAACAGUGACGAUAUUCUUUCCACAAAUUUUAAGGAUUCAGUGUGAAACGAUCGAUGAUCCGACGCUGAAACCAGCCAAACCUUUCUCAGCCAGCGAUGACGGUGAAAUUCUAAGAAACGAGUUAAAGAGCAAGAUAAUAAAUCGAAGUAAAAUCGCCAGGUUAUUUUUCCAUAGAACAUACCAACAACGUCAUGAAAUUCAGGUAUAUUACGACCAAAAAUACUGCCCCAAUGGUGACACAAAUAAACCGUUCGAAUACUGCCCAUUUCAUAGUGCUUUAAAGGAUAUAUCUACGGAGAGCUUAGAUGAUUUGUAUAAUAUUUCGUUAACGCCUCCAGAAGGUAUAUAUGCCCAAACAAUCCAUCAUGCCAUCGAAUCAAAGGAUGGCGAGGUAGGAGCCAUAGAAGAAGCUGUGUGUGGAAACGAUAAAAAGACGAAGGAUCUUAUAAAUAAAUACUAUCAAGCGAAUUAUCAAACAACUGUUGAGGAUCAUCUGGCCACAUUUAAAAAAGACGACGAGGAAUAUCAGAACGUAAUGUUAAAGUAUUGCUGGAAAGGACUAAGUCAAGAGAAGAAACUCUGCCCAGAAGAUAUUGACAAGGAAACUCAAAUCUUACGAGAUCUUCAUCACAAAAAAGACUGGGACGGUUUUAAGAAGAAACUGAAAGAGUUACUUGAUAAUACUUCCGAACCAGAUCUUCAACAGAUUUUUAUUAAGUAUCGUCACGAUAAGAAAGGCAUUGAUAAAGCAGUUGAAGAUGUAUUCAAAGAAGAAAGACAGAUAAGAGCUUACAAUGUUUUAGCACGAUACAUCGAACACACCGCUAGAUAUUACGCUGAAAUGCUACGCGAUACUGUUGAUUCGCCAACUUCAUUGAUAAUCAAAUCUACAAAAAUAAAUCGAAUCGUUUUGACCAGAUGUGAACGAGAUUUGAGCAGCAUUUUCAAAGAAUACCACGAUAAAUACGGGCAUACCUUUACGAAAAAUCUACAUGAUAUAUUUUUCGACAGGUUCUGGUAUUGGGAUUUUGAUCCAGAAGAUCGAUAUGUGGAAUGUAUUCGAUACCUUUGCGGUAAACCUUAAAUAUGUAACAUUAUAUUGACGACUUUGCGGAAAACCCUGCAUCAAAUAUUGGUCAACGUGUAUCAAAUUUCAAAAUUUUCCAAUCAAUAAAUGCGCAUGUUUUUUUUUAAUUCGUCGAAAUAUAUGUAUACAUCACUUUCGUAUCGUAUCAAUUUUUUCAAAUUAUGAACAUCACUCUUUCACCAAAAACCAUUUUCUCAUCCUUCCAUUCAUCAAUCAACCAACCAACUCACCAAUCAACGCAAUCGUUCAAAUCACAACGAAAUAUUAAAACUUACCCGGUCAAACGUCUUUU
Molecule: messenger RNA, 1445 nt
Organism: Planococcus citri (citrus mealybug)
Lineage: Eukaryota; Metazoa; Arthropoda; Insecta; Hemiptera; Pseudococcidae
Product: annexin B9-like
Exons: 8
Coding region: 50-1150 (366 amino acids)
Cellular component (GO): cytoplasm
Molecular function (GO): calcium ion binding; calcium-dependent phospholipid binding
Source: RefSeq, a predicted model, not a curated record